AUGAAGCGCGUCAUCAUCGAUAAACUUGAGGCUACCUAUGCAACCGUCUCCCAACGCAGAGGUGUCUACGACGGCGAAAACCUCUUCUAUUCACAGCAUCCAGAGCUAGCAGCGCAGUAUCCCGUCACACUGCCUAGCCGUCGACAAGGCCAGCCUGAUCCAAGAUUUCAUGUCACAUUGGCACGCACAGCGUCCGAUAUCAUACAACCUCUCCGGCCGGACGAGAUCACUGGGAACGCGACUCUGGACCCAGUUUCCGUCAACCUUCUUCAAUUAUUGUCUCAGGAGGGAGCGCGAAGAAAAUCCGCGUAUUGGAACGCUAGGCGAUCAGUCUUUUUUGACGGUUCUAGGACCGCGCAGUUAGGCGGUGGAGUCGUGCUCUGGCACGGGUUUCUUCAGAGUGUCAAAGCUGUUCAAGGGAAUCUCGUCAUCAAUGUGGACGUCGCGUCGACUCUAAUGUGGACACCAGAUCCCCUCUUGACCGUCGUGGGGAGGUUGCUUGAGGACGCAGGUUUCAGGCAUCCGUUAGGGGAGUUUCACGAACAACACCCUCGAUGGGGUAUCAUUGGUCGCACCAUCAAGAACCUCCGAAUCGAGUACACUAGCAUGGGCGGUGUUGUCAAGCAGCGUCGUAUCAGAGGUAUACUACCACGUGCAUGUACCUUCGUCUUUACCCCGAAGAACGGUCCCCCAAUGACGGUUGGACAAUACUGGCAGAGCAUCAUACAGCGUCCUUUGGAUGACGCUCUCAUGGGUGUUUACUUAGAUGAAGAGAAGAAGAUCGUCGUCCCUGCAGAGCUCUGUCAACUCACUCCCGGACAGCGCUACAUACGUCCGCUGACCGGAGCUCAACAAACGGCUGCUCUGCGCGACAUGACUCAGAUCCCGUCAGUACGUUGGGAUAACAUUGCGCAAGGGAUGAGAUUCUUCGAUCAUGGCAACUCUCAGUAUCUCAUCCAUGCUGAUAUGCAAGUGUCUGACCGACAUAUCGUGGCGAACGGUCUGCAAGUUGGACCCCCAAGAAUCAGCUACGCUGCUGGCCCUCCCGUGAACAAUGCUGACGGCACUACAACACUGCCUAAGCUUCAUGUCAACGUGUCGCGGGGAGGGUGGGAGAUGCCUCGCGAGGGCAAGUUCUAUCUACCUAAACUCAUCACGCACUGGGCGGCGUAUGAUCUCACUCAAAAUGGCGAUCUUAAUAAGAUGACGAGGUUUCUGGAAGUUUUGUGGAGGUGCUGUGGCGAGAAGGCCAUGGGCGUGCCCGAGGCACCGGCCCAACUUUUCAACAUGGCUGCCGGGUUCCAAGCUCAUCGGGUGGACGGUUUGAGUGUCCCACCUGAGGGAUGGAAUCCUAAAGAUCCCUACCGACCGUUGUUGAUCUUCUUCCUAUCGACUGCUGGCGCAUCGGAGAUCCGUAGAACGAUCAAGUACUGGGGCGAAGUCCUUCGGGGCGUUCCUACCCAAUGUAUCAUGAUAGAUAAGCUGUCGGCGUCUCCGUUGUUUGGAAACAACAUUGCCAUGAAACUCAAUGCUAAGCUCGGCGGUAUCAAUUGCGUCGCUGGUCAUCCUCGUCUUGACGCGCUUAAGGGAAACACCAUGAUCAUAGGUGCCGACGUGACGCACCCCUCCCCGGGAAUCUUGAAUAGGCCCUCGUUCCCGGCUGUUGUCGGGUCUAUCGACGAUACAUUCACCCAGUAUGCAGCUUGUAUGGACGUUCAAGCACCUAGGAUGGACAUGAUCGAGAAUCUUGGCCCUUUGGUCUUAUACUUGGUCAAGCAAUGGACUCUGAAACAUCACGGGCACCUUCCUGAGCACGUCAUAUAUUUCCGAGAUGGUAUCUCCGAGGGAGAGUACGACGGGGCAGGUCGAUAUGAACGCGACCAGAUCCAGAAAGCAUGGGAUCGGGCGAUACAAGAGAUCCUAGACCUUGUUCGCAAGGACCCUAAGCAAGCUAAGGUGAUGCAGAACCCAACCGGCCGCAAGUUGAACCUCACGUUCAUCGUUGUGGAGAAGCGCCAUCAUAUUCGUUACUCGCCGGACGGACCUCUCGGGAAGCAGAACGUCCCGGCCGGGACCAUUGUUACCGAGGCGAUCGCGACACGCGCGUACGAGAACUUCUACAUCGUAUCGCAAGGGGGAUUGCUGGGCACCUCCCGGCCCGCACACUGCGUGGUUUUGGAGCGGGAUCCUGUUCUAUCCUUCGAGAUGUGCCAAGACCUCGUUUACUUCUUAAGCCAUGUUUGCGUGCGAACCACCAAGUCUGCCUCAUUACCUGCGCCAGUAUACUUUGCCGAUCUCUUGUGCGCCGAGGCCUUGAACUAUAUCAACCCUGGCCACCCGAUAUUCAACGACGAUAACCUCACUGUCGCCAGUGGAAACGACUUCGUAAUCAAUCUCGACGGAUGGAAGGCUGCGAUGGCGUUUGAAAAGCGCGGUACAUGGACACCUGGCCCGGACUUCGUCCACCCGAAUUCCCGCGGGAAACUCUUCUUCCUAUAG
Messenger RNA from Peniophora sp. CBMAI 1063, 2499 nucleotides. The record is from the annotation of a GenBank genome assembly. Lineage: Eukaryota; Fungi; Basidiomycota; Agaricomycetes; Russulales; Peniophoraceae.